Schistosoma guineensis is the source of this 7204-nucleotide messenger RNA. NCBI's taxonomy places the organism in Eukaryota, Metazoa, Platyhelminthes, Trematoda, Strigeidida, Schistosomatidae. The record is from the annotation of a GenBank genome assembly.
GCAGGAAAAAAACAAAACAGGCGAGUAAACUUUUAUAGUACAGAGUAGAAUUUUCGUAAGUAUCAUGUUAGGUCAAAAAAGUCUUGUUCAUUAGGUCAGUGAAUCGAUGUAUGAAAUGUCAGUCUAAUUGGUUCAGGAAUAUGUAUAUCUUUCUUUUCAGCAGCUGCUCUGGGCUUGAUACAAAAGCCUGCAGGCGCUCACUAAUCCCCCGUUGAUCUUGUUUUAGACUAUCAGACCUAAACCGUUGUUUACCCGUUCGCUUGGUACUUUGAAGCUACCUGUUUAUUUCUAGGUCGGUAACUUCGAUUGCUUUCUACGUAAGAGGAACCAAUAAAAAUUACUAUCAUUUUACAACAUAUCUGCUCAUUAUUCGAGACUUCAGAACACUUCUGAGUAGGUUAGUGGGUGCCUAUUUUAAGUUUGUUGAUGACUUCUCCUAGGUUUGAUGCUUUUAUGAGACAGAUGGUAAUUCAUUCCCCUAUUCUUCAGUUUAGUUGAGGGAAGUGGCCUCCCUAAGAAAACCACCUGCUUCGGUUUGUGCACCCGGGUAGUAUCACAGCCCUCACACAUGUCGAAUGAGAAUUGGGUGGCGCGUAUAUAUUUGGUGCCUCCUUGUACCAAUAUCUGUGUUAAAAUUAUCACUACAUAAAGUUUAGUUGAAGUGAGACAAGUAACCUUUCUUAGUGGAAUUACGACUACUGGCAUCAAAGACUACUGUCCCCAAGCUGGAUAUCUUUAAUUAUGAUUAAUCUCUACAUUAAAUUUCGCUCGUCCAUGUUUGUUGAGGUUCAUGGAUAUUCAGUGGAAUACGAAUUAAAUUGGCAGGUUUAGGAUCGCCCACCCUAAUGGACAUAUAAGUAUUUAUCUGUGAGUUGAUCCAGAUCAUCAGUUGGAUACUGCUAGCAAAGAACCGGCCUAAUGGCUAAAUCACUUGAAUUUUAAUCAGUAGAUCAUAUGUUCAGACUCCAUAUUGCUUUAGAAAACCAGGUUAUACCACCGACCUUUACGGUACGCAAUAAAUACAGGCAUACUCGGUAAAUGAAUUAUAUCAUUGCUCUAAUGUUGUAUUGAUCAUUGUCUUGUCUUAGUUUUCGCUAAGUCAACCCUCAUUAUAGGCUUUUAUGCAGUUGUGUAAAUGUUUUUUGCAGCCCAUACAAUUCGGGAGCGCUCUUUGUCCGCUGACUUGGAAUGUCUUUGUCAGUUCUUGACUGCUGUUGGGAAGCACAUGGACACACCGAAAGCGAAAAACUUAAUGGAUCAAUAUUUUCAUCGAUUGCGUCGUAUAUUAUCACGCGCUUACGAUUCAAAUGGAUUAACAUCCAACAAACAUGAAAAUGUAUCUACGGAAGGAAAAAAGUCGUUUUCGAAGCCGAAUGAUAACUGCAUCUUAUCUUCUAGAGUGCGGUUCAUGAUUGAAGAUUUGAUAGACCUAAGGGAAAACAAUUGGAUUCCACGUCGAGCUGGUCAGCGUACUGAAACAAACAAGCCACGUUUCCUUCGAGAUAUUCGCUUGGAAAUAUUAAAAGAAUCUGGAGUCCUUGUUGCCCCAACUCCAAGUGAGCGCUCUGUCACACAGCCAGAUGUACCUGGAAGUGCUUUUAUGGGUCACUCAUCAGCUUCAAGUAACUCUUCAGUGAAUGGCGAAUUUCCUUUCGUAAGUGGUCUGAGCUCUAGUUCAUCGAAAAAUAAUAAUGGACUUAAUACUGGUGAAGCUAAAAGUUGGAUGGAGUUGGCGCGAAUGGGUGAAGAACUCUGUCGUCAAAGUCCUCGUGAUUUCUGUUUGUUGGAUAACAGAAAUCGUAUUGGAGAGAGCCCCAUCAGUCAAUUUCAUGGACGCCCACAGGCUGGUGUUGCCACAGCUAAUCGGCGCUUUUUGUCUAGCAAAAACGAUUUGUCCCAUUCAAACAAUAUUCCUCAUCAAGGCUCUAAACCAAAUAACACUGACAGCUGGACCAAAAGAACGGAGAAAAAUGAAGUCAGUAGCGAUUUAGGGUGGGUACGUGGUGUCAACCCAAAACUACGGAACUCCGUUAUUACUCUGAGUAACGGCAUAUCAACAACUAAUUCUAAUUUACCUCCUCGAAUGCUCAGAAAACUGGCUGCGGAAGCUGCUGGGAAUUUGCAGAAUAACUCGACAUCAAAUGUUUUUAACGAAACAAAACAACCUGUCCAUUCGGAAGUACAGAGCUUCCAUACAAAAUCCACUUCUGAUAAUAUGACAUCCAUUUCCAAAAACAGUGCAUCCUGCACCACGUCUUUUAUCCAUUUCAUUGGGCAAGUCAGUUCCUCUGAUCCUUUUGAGCCUGCAUACCUGCAAAAAGAAAGGUUAUCGGUCAGUGGUGGAGAUGAAGUCAGUACCCAAAAACCUGUUUGGUCUUAUCCUAAAUGUGUUCCAAACACGGCGAUUUAUGGUAGCUCAAAUCCAACUCUUCCGUUUAAACCACAAUCUUCUGUUUCACGUCCUCACUUAAUAAACAAACCGAAUUUCCCGGAUAUUCAAGCAGCAGUUCAGAAACCAUGUAAUCGUAAAUUUGACCAGGUUAGAUCAUCUAAUUUGAACAACAUGGUCCAGUCAUCAAACAAUCUUGCUGAAAACAAUUACAAUACCACGCACGCUGUUGAUGAAAACAGGAAAAUCGCCCUUAGAUUACUCACUUUAUUGGGAGAUUCUCGUGAUCCUAUCCUGGUUAAGAAUCAAUUAAAUUCAUCGGAUUUCAGUCGAAUAACAACCGAAGUUCUUGCCGUCGCUGUUUUACAUUUAUGUGAAGAAGGUACUAAUCUUAAGUUGGCGGAGGCGGAACCAUGUGAAUUAGCUGCAAUAUUAGUAGCAUGUGCUGAAAAUCUAUUGCAUCGCGAUGCGUCUACAUCAUUCCUUGCAUCUAAGGAUAAUCGCAAAACGAAACCCACAAAAUUGUCGUGUCAUCCUUUAUCUCUUGUAUGGUCAAACCUCCUUAGCAAGAUUUUAUGUGUGACACAGUUAACUUAUUCCAAGUCCAAACUAGCAUUAUUAUCAGCUGCUUUAAUUUGGAGUCGUCAUAUUAGUCUGUCUGAAUUUGGUGAGCCCUUACGUGGGGGUAAACAUCAUCCCUUGUUUUUACUCGUUCUACAACGUUUAUCACAAAUUGUUAGUGAAGAUGGAAGUGAAACAAUUUGUAUAUCUGGAGCGGGAUUGAGUGACAGACGUUCCUUGCUCAUCCAAUUAUUUCAAGAGAGUGAAUUGCAAAUGAAUCAAAUGGUCCCAGAAGGGAGUCAAACAAACGAAGCUUUGUUGUCUUUGCUAGAAGAACGUAAUUUAGAUUUUCUCGUCCCGAGCCUACGAUUGUCAACGGAACUAUCUCACCUUAUUAUGGAUACUUCAUCCUUAGAAGGAAAAUGUCCAGAAGAGUCUGACAAAAUCACAGCUUCUAAAUUCAACGAUUACCUUUCAAAUCAUCCAAUUGAUGCCGGGAUACGAGCAUCAGACUACAUUCAUGCUUGCUUGCCAGUCAUUUAUGAAUAUAUUCACAGAGUAGGAAUUAUUGAUCUUGGCAGUUUGUCUUCACCCCCCACUUUAAUGGCUAGAGAAAAAGCUGCGUGGGAGUGCAUAGUACCUCAUGUACUUAUCGAAGUUUUACGAAGCUCAACAGACCGACAGUUGGAUGCUCUUCAUGACCUGCAGUCCUUCUGGGUUGAUAAAAAUAUGCCUAAAGGUCAGUAUACUUUCAAAUUAUGUUGUCCAGUAAAUCAUUUUUAUAUCAGUUGGUGGUAAAGAUUUUUAUCAUGAUAAACCUAAUGGAAUAAUUGAAAACGCUUAUUUUGCUUUUAUAUGGGUUCCUUUGCUGUCAUCUUUCAGUUAUUUUGCAUCCUGUUUGUAGAUUUAAUUCAUUUAACAUAGGAUGGUAGUGCUUACUCUAAGCUACAUCAUUUUAUGCUUUUUGAUGACUUAUGAAUGUUGUUAAUUUGAUGUUUAAAAAUUACAGGUGUUAAACUUUAUUGAUGAGUGCAUCACAGAAGACAACAUGAAGGUCCAGAAGAGUAUUUAGUUGAAACAUUCAAUCACUUGACAGAGUUUCAAACUAAAACUGGGUAACUUGACUAUAUGUUAUGUAUCCGUAGUCGUUUCUAGGAUUUUAUCAGAAACGACACUAAUAGUCUCACAUCAAUGAAUCAAAAACUUUUCAGUCACAUAAAAUGUCUUGUUAGUUCCUUAUUUUUAAGUUAAAUGCGAGCUGCAGCAGAUGAUACACGGAAUUUCUUUGAGUCUAUAAUAGAUAAGACUUACACGGUUUACAAAUUUAUAAUCAACUAAUCAUCCUUUUUUUCGACAUUAUUUACGACAUUUUGGUCCAAAAGGUAUGGUCAGUAGGAUCUUCCUAUUUACACUCAUCCUAAUAUGAAGUCAUCUACCUGGUCUUUAUAAUCAUCAUGAUUCGUAACUUUUAAUUUCACUUAUCCUUGUUCUUUUGUUAAGAAUCACCGUAAAUUGUAGGAACAUGUUUCUAGGUAGUACACUUCGCAUGGGUCUCAUGUGAUUAUGAGGUGCUAAUUUUCGCUGACUGUUGGUGUAGCAAGAAUCUCCUAGAGAUAACUUCCACACAGCCUGGAAUAUCCUUAGGUUUCUUGAAAACUCAGUCUUUGACAGAUUGCUGUGAUCUUUAUAUUCGCACCUAUUCAUAUUGGGAAAUGUGAUCAUGUGCUUUUCGUAUCGUAUAAUGUUGCUUGGUUUAGAUUUUCUUUAAAAUCGAAGUACUUAUAUAUUAAUAGUCACCCUAAACUUACGAUAAGGGAAGUUAAUUGUCCUUCUUCAAGCCUCUUGACAAACACAGCACUAUCUACCUUUGGGAGUAUUUUUGUUGCUCAUGGUUUCCAGUCUAACUCAAUUCGCUUUACAUUGUUGACGUCACUCGGUUUGCAUCCACUAGUCGGUUAGUAAUAAAAGUCUUGAAAAUAAAUGAAUUUCAUAGGAACAAUUAAUCUUCUCUUUUUUGAGUGGUGGCUUAGUGGUUAAGGUGUUCAACCUUCAGGUUUGUCCCCCCUCUUCAUCUAUUUCGGUCUGAACAACCGGGCAAUAUCAUUAGUCCUCAAACUUAGUGUGUGACUCAUACUCAAGUACCUGGCGAGUUAAUUAAUUUCCAUUCUUGUUUUUGAAUUAUCUUCGUCGGUAGUCGGUGACUAGAUCGUUUAUUGCUAUUAUCACUCAAAUAAGGACCAAAUUGUUUUGACGUCUAUUCGAUGUACAAAAUUUCUAAUUCACGCUUAACAUUUUGAAACUAAUCUCUGUUAAGGAAUUGCGUUAUUGUAAAAAAGGAAACUAAUGGAUUAUUUGCUCAGUUCAAGUCUCGAGCUAUUAAUAAUUCCCCAAUAAUUUUAUACUAAUUAGCUUUUCAGUUAAAGGAUUAUGUCAUAAAAAAGCUUUGUCUAGAAAUGAGUUUUGUCAGCACUAAAGUAAUGCUCGUUUCAUGUUUUAUUACAGGGUUUUUGUUUCGUUGUUUUAUGAACCUUUAUAAUUGUGAGCUUGUAUGUGAAGACGCCUUUUUAUCAUGGAAAGAAGAAGUGAAUCCCAGUUAUCCUGCUAAAGGCCAAGCACUAUUUGAGGUACACUGCUUGUCAUGUUAAUUUGAUAUUUUAUUAUAAUUAAUCAGUGACUUAUUAUACAUUGUAGGAUCUAGUUUAUAUAUACAUCAGUUCAGGUUGCCACAUUAUAUCAAGAAAACUGUGAUAUCAGAAUAUUAGAGAUAAUAACAUCAGUUGUAGUAGAGAGUCAGCAUAUGUAUGGUUCAAGAAGAAAAUAAGAAUUUGUGGAAUGCAAAAUCACGAGAUAAUUUUAAAAUUCAGGAUCUAAAGGAAGGCAAAAGUAAAUGCAUCUGUCUCAACGCAACCGAUUGUGACUCAUGUUACUCAACGUCUCCAACCACUUAUCACAGGGUAGCGUACAUCUACAAACCAAGAGCUACUAACUUAUGCCGUUAUUUGCUUUGAAGGUCACUAGUUUGUUUUCCAGCCUAUUUCUACCCCAACCAACAUCGCGCGUCGAAUUAGGUGGUGUUUCUGUGGACGCAAUACGUAUCCCAUUCACUGCAGUUGAUAAAAAUUCACAGUUUCAUUAAAUAACUUUCCAUCUUUGUUUAGUAUAACGCUUUACAACCAUUAAGUAAAACAAAGCAAACUUCUGAACAGCAUACUCCCUCGUCGACAGACGAAGAUCUCGCCAACACAACUAAUGAUGUGAGUUGGCAAACCCAAGCAAGCUGUUUGAAUACUAGCCAGGAUGAGUAAAUUGGUCGAUGCAAUCAUCUAUUUCACUCCAUUUGAUCAAUCCAGACAACAACGCAGACCCGUCCUGAAUCAGCGUUUUCUAUUCAGAGGAGGAGAACAUAUCCCAAACAUGCAUUGUUGCUCGAAGGUGAUCAGAAAACUUCCGAUCAUCUCUCGAUUCACUAGUUGUUUUCGUUCAUCAUUUCUUCCUUUCUAUAGGACUUUGAGUUCAAUAUCCAUAUUCUGAAUUGCAUUUUUUGGUGUAUGUUUAUUUGUCUGUUGGACAUACCACCAUGGUGUUAAUUCACUUUCUUUUUUGCUCUUACCUAUUCUCUGAUUUAUACAUGUAGAGAAUCCUUCUUACCCACAGAAAAAGUUGACAUCCGGUGACCGUCAAAAUCUAAGCAAACAUCCACUAUUACCAUAUUAUUUUUAUUUGAUAAUUUGUUUGUUUCAUUGCUUCGGUUUUGUAUGUUUGUUAUCUUGACAUCCUAAUUCCUAUUAGGGUACGCAAACUAUUUUAUUAAAUCUCUCUUCUUAAUUAUUUCAUCACGGUGACUUUUAUUUUCAGGUCAAUCGCUGGUUAACGUGGUUAGAAACAGCAGAGGAAGAAGACGAAGAAGACCAAUGUAAAUCUGAUUCAAAUGAGGAUCAUGCAAAGAUAAUUCAAGAAAGUCCAAUGGAUUCGGAAAACUCAGAAGCUUCUAAAUCUCCCAACCACUUUAUUGAUAUUGAGUCUCACAAUAUGCCACUGGCCCUGCAUCCCAAUUCAGCAGCUUUGCGUUCCUGAAUAACCCCUUUAGUUUCCGAACUUGAUAUCAGUUUUGUGUGUUGAUAUGAUAAUGAUGCCUGUAAAUCCUAGAUUGUAUGUCUUGCAUGGAAAAUCGGUUUUGAAACCUCGUCUUUACCAAAACAAUUUUUCGAACCUUCAAUCACAUUGGGCUUCAAUUUUCCUUAUUAUAUUAUUAUC